CUGAACACUAGAUAUAUAUGCUCUCUCCUGUCCCAGCUUAUCUUUUGAACUGCAUUACAAGCCAGGCUAGGAUUCCUCCCGAGUAUAUGUCCCACGCUGGAAGUCAAACGAGCCUCCUUCAGGCUUUGUGCAGCCUGGGCAGCUGGCUGAACAGGUUCGAAAAGGAGAAGUGCAGUCCAACGGCAAAUGUCCAUCUCAACCCAGAUCAGAAUCCAUUGCCUGUACUCUCGAGACACAGGUCCAUACAGCGAGUUUGGGACGUGCUUCAGGUGUUUGUGAGCUUGUUUUGAAUGCGUUCCUCUGCUACCGCAGCUAACUCCGAGAUAUCCCAGUCAUCGAGUCAACCCUCCCCGAAAUACAGUAUUCCUAUAGUACAUGUAAUCGGCUCGUAUGCUGUACGAUGGAAUCAGACGUAGGCG
This is a messenger RNA of Didymella exigua CBS 183.55, 419 nucleotides long. RefSeq lists its product as uncharacterized. Lineage: Eukaryota; Fungi; Ascomycota; Dothideomycetes; Pleosporales; Didymellaceae. The record is from RefSeq and is a predicted model, not a curated record. The coding region runs from base 87 to 290 and encodes 67 amino acids. The transcript has a single exon.